AUGUUUGGGAGGGCACCGAAGAAAAGCGACAACACCAAGUACUAUGAGAUCCUCGGGGUCCCUAAGACGGCGUCGCCGGACGAUCUGAAGAAGGCCUACAAGAAAGCGGCCAUCAAGAAUCAUCCGGACAAGGGCGGCGACCCCGAGAAGUUCAAGGAACUUGCUCAUGCUUAUGAGGUCUUAAGUGAUCCCGACAAGCGAGAAAUUUAUGACCAGUAUGGUGAGGAUGCACUGAAGGAAGGAAUAGGCGGGGGUGGUGGAAUGCAUGACCCCUUUGACAUAUUCUCAUCUUUCUUUGGCGGCAGCCCAUUUGGUGCAGGUGGUGGUAGCAGUAGGGGCAGAAGGCAAAGGAGGGGAGAGGAUGUUGUACACCCGUUAAAGGUGUCUCUUGAGGAUUUAUACCUUGGGACAACUAAGAAGCUCUCACUUUCUCGUAAUGUGCUCUGCGUGAAGUGCAAGGGCAAAGGGUCGAAAUCUGGAGCAUCUAUGAAGUGCUCAGGUUGCCAGGGGACAGGUAUGAAGGUCUCAAUCAGGCAGCUUGGGCCUGGCAUGAUUCAGCAGAUGCAGCAUGCUUGUAACGAGUGUAAAGGAACUGGUGAGACUAUCAAUGAUAAGGACCGAUGCCCUCAAUGCAAGGGUGAGAAGGUUGUUCAGGAGAAGAAAGUAUUGGAAGUCCAUGUUGAGAAGGGAAUGCAGAAUGGGCAAAAGAUUACCUUCCCUGGGGAAGCUGAUGAGGCGCCUGAUACAAUCACUGGGGACAUCGUGUUUGUCCUUCAGCAGAAGGAGCAUCCUAGAUUUAAGAGAAAGGGUGAUGACCUCUUUAUAGAGCAUUCCCUGACCUUAACUGAGGCUUUGUGUGGCUUCCAUUUUGUUUUGUCCCAAUUGGAUGGCAGGCAACUUCUCAUCAAAUCUCAGCCAGGAGAAGUCGUGAAGCCAGAUUCAUUCAAGGCCAUUAACGACGAAGGAAUGCCUAUGUACCAGAGGCCGUUCAUGAAGGGCAAGCUCUACAUACACUUCAACGUUGAAUUCCCGGACUCUCUUAGCCCCGAGCAAGUGGAUGCUUUGGUGAAGAUUCUGCCUGCAAGGCCUCACUCGAAGGUUACAGAGAUGGAGCUGGACGAGUGUGAGGAGACGACUCUGCACGAUGUCAACAACAUUGAGGAGGAGAUGAGGCGGAAGCAGGCCCAGCGGCAGGAGGCCUAUGAUGAGGAUGAUGAUGAAAUGGGAGGUGGUGGGGCCCAGCGGGUCCAGUGUGCCCAGCAGUGA
Molecule: messenger RNA, 1266 nt
Organism: Striga hermonthica
Lineage: Eukaryota; Viridiplantae; Streptophyta; Magnoliopsida; Lamiales; Orobanchaceae
Source: the annotation of a GenBank genome assembly